AACAAUAAAAAUUACAAAUAUUGUGUGCGUUAAACAAAAACAACACGAAUAGUUAAAAUAAGGAAGGAAAACUUUUCCAAUGAAAGUCUAUAUAGAUUUCUUUGCUUGGUGAAGUGCGCGCGUGCAAAAAAGUGCAAAUAGGAAGACAAGCUGCACAAUAGCUUGUGGUCAAGUGCAGUGGCGCUACAAAGUGAAAUUGGUGUAAUUGAAUUUAUAGACAAGUGUGCAUAUCAUUCUUUUGAGCAUACGAAAUGUGCAAACACAUAUGCAUAUAGUAUUGUACAUAAUCACUUAUCUUUAGCGUAUAUAACUGGGAGACGCAGGCAUAAACAAACCUUGUCUACAUACAAACAAGUAUAAUCUUAAGAAAUCAAUACUGCUUUAAUUUAUCGGAGAAAAUCAAUUUUCGCUAUUUGGAUUUGUAACUAUAAUGGUGGAUAAAGACGAAGACAAGAAUAUUGUAACGAACAAUAUAGCUCAAAAACAGGAACAGAAUAAGAUUGCGCAUAAAUCUCAUAACUUAGCAACAGCAUCAUCAUCAACAACAACAACAACAACAUCUUUACAAAACACCUCUAAUGCAGCGGCAAGUUCAGGAGCCAACUGCAAUCAAAUUGCAGCAAAUUCUACACACCUGGUAGGCAGUCAUAACCAUCCAAAAUUGAUACCCAUUCAGAGUGUACUAAACACCACCGACUCACACCAUCAGAAUACAACCGCAGCUACACAUCAUCAAACGAAAGGCCAUGAUAAUACGACAACGUUUCCGCAAUUCAUUACCGGUGCUGCUAAUGCCCAUACGCAAGUGGCCACAGAGUUGCCACACGAAGACGAGGAGAGGCUGGAGAAGCUAUUCAACACGCUCGAUCGGGAUGGUAAUGGACGUAUAGAUAUACAUGAUCUCUCUGAAGCAUUACGAGAGUUUGGGCUCUCAAGUGUUUAUGCCGAGAAAUUCCUGGAACAAUCCGAUAUUAAUCAAAGUGGCGAUGUUGGCCUUGCAGAAUUUGUGUUCUAUGUGCGUGAGCAUGAAAAGAAUUUACGACUACAGUUUUCACAUCUGGAUAAAAAUAAGGAUGGUAAAGUGGAUUUGGAGGAGUUAAUAGAUGCUUUUAAAGAUUUAGGUAUUGAAGUUGACCCAGAGGAGGCGACAAAUUUACUUUCUCGGAUAAAAAAUUAUCAAAAAUUCUCAGACUUAAGCAUGGAUCAAGAUGGCAGUUUAAAUAUUAGCUUUAAUGAAUGGCGCGAUUUCCUAUUAUUGGCACCAUCCACUGAUAUUCACGAUUUGAUCAAAUUCUGGCGGCAUUCUACUUACCUUGACAUUGGUGAAGAUUUAAAUGUACCUGAUGAUUUCACGCAGAGUGAAAUGCAGACCGGCAUGUGGUGGCGUCAUUUGGCGGCUGGUGGUAUAGCAGGUGCAGUGUCGCGUACAUGCACAGCUCCAUUAGAUAGGAUAAAAGUGUACUUGCAGGUUCAAACACAUAAAGCCGGAAUCUCUGAUAGUUUAAGAUAUAUGCUAAAUGAAGGAGGCCUCCGCAGUAUGUGGCGCGGCAAUGGUAUCAAUGUGUUGAAAAUUGCCCCCGAAUCGGCGAUUAAAUUUGCCGCUUACGAGAAGAUCAAACGUUUAAUACGUGGUGAUGAGAAGCGACAGAUGACGAUCGGUGAACGUUUUAUGGCUGGCGCAGCGGCCGGUGGCAUCUCGCAGACGGUCAUCUAUCCGAUGGAAGUAUUAAAGACACGUUUGGCCUUGCGUAAGACCGGUCAGUAUAAGGGUAUAUUGGAUGCAGCGAAAAAGAUCUAUUUAAUGGAGGGUGUACGUAGCUUUUAUCGUGGUUACAUUCCGAAUAUGUUGGGCAUUAUUCCUUAUGCCGGUAUUGAUCUGGCAGUUUAUGAAACUUUGAAGAAAAAGUAUUUAAGUAGUCAUAAUACGGAACAGCCAAGCUUUCUGGUGCUGCUGGCAUGCGGCAGUGCGUCCAGUACAUUGGGACAGGUGUGCUCGUAUCCAUUGGCGUUGGUGCGUACGCGACUGCAGGCGCAAGUGAUCAGCAAAAACAAACAACCCAGUGUGGGUAUACCCUUGCGGCAAGCAGGCGCCAUCAAUGACGACAACAUGUUCGGCGUCUUUCGUAAGAUUCUACACAACGAGGGCAUCUGUGGCUUGUAUCGUGGCAUAACACCGAAUUUCAUCAAAGUACUUCCAGCCGUUUCGAUCAGUUAUGUGGUGUACGAGUAUUCGAGCCGUGCUUUGGGUGUGAAUAUGACGUGAUCCCUCUACGUUAAGCGCAAUGUUUAUUAUAAAUAUCAACAGCAAUUAAAUGGUCUUGUUACACAACAACAACAACAACAGCAGCAGCAACAGCAACAACAACAACGGCGCUCAGUUGCAUAUUUAUAUACAUAUAUAUUUAUAUAUACGAAUACAUAUGUAAAUAAUAAUGCACUAGCACAAUGCAGUACUAUUGUUGUUGUACUUUUACUCCCAGUCUCUGCCUAUAAUUAAAUGCUACCAACAACAUUUUUGUAUAAUUCACAUUACUAUUUUUUUUUUUUUUGUUUUUGGUUUUUUCGAUUUUUUGUUUUCUGUUAGUCUGUAUAUUGUAGUGAUAAUUAAGCAAAGUUGCUCCGCGUGAUACUAAUUGCUAAUUACAUACAUACAUAAACAUAAACAAAAACAAAAAGAAGCAAAGAAACAAAAAAAAACGAAAAACAAAACAAAAGCAAAUGCGUAACGUAAAGUAACAAAAACAAAAACAAAUGAAAGUAAAAGAAAUGGCGGGUUUGAACAGUGAAUUGAGAAUGAGAGUCGUUGACUUAAAUAUAUAAUUUAGUUUAUAUAAACCUAACUGUAUAAUAAUAAAAAAACAGAAAGAGGAAAAACAGUUUAUAGCUUAUAUAUGCAUAUGUAAUGCUAAAUAUUUAUUUCUAAACUAUUUUUUACACGCAAAAACAAACAAACAAACAAAAAUGCAAAACACACACAUGCAAAAGUGUGAGGAGGAGGAAGCGGAAGAAACCGACGUAAAGAAUGUAUAACAUAGAUUUUAAUUUAUUAUUUAUUUAGUUAAAUUAAAAUUGGCGCAUGUAAGUGAAAAUGUUUAGGUAUAUUUAUAUGUAUGCAGUAUGUAUGUUAUUGUAUAAACCGAUUUUUUUUU
Messenger RNA from Zeugodacus cucurbitae (melon fly), 3149 nucleotides. It is a transcript of the gene SCaMC, whose product is annotated as calcium-binding mitochondrial carrier protein SCaMC-3. The record is from RefSeq and is a predicted model, not a curated record. Bases 431 to 2263 code for a protein of 610 amino acids. Gene Ontology annotation, cellular component: mitochondrial inner membrane. Gene Ontology annotation, biological process: transmembrane transport. The transcript has 10 exons. NCBI's taxonomy places the organism in Eukaryota, Metazoa, Arthropoda, Insecta, Diptera, Tephritidae. Gene Ontology annotation, molecular function: ATP transmembrane transporter activity; calcium ion binding.